Neurospora hispaniola is the source of this 994-nucleotide messenger RNA. RefSeq lists its product as uncharacterized. Gene Ontology annotation, biological process: mycotoxin biosynthetic process. Lineage: Eukaryota; Fungi; Ascomycota; Sordariomycetes; Sordariales; Sordariaceae. Bases 96 to 908 code for a protein of 270 amino acids. The transcript has 3 exons. The record is from RefSeq and is a predicted model, not a curated record.
UCUUCCACUCAGCUAUUGUACCUCUAGAUUCUGCUUAGCCCUGCGACGGUUGUUCAAGUUUCUGUGACGAGGUUCUCAUCUCCAGAAACUCCAUCAUGGAGCCAUUGAUCACAGACGAAAAGCCCCGAUAUGCUCGUCUACAUGGCGAUGAUGAGAACAUCCCCGAAAAUCCAGAGGCACUAGCUCUGGUUCAGAAAUGGAAACGAAGUUUUUACAUCCUUCUCGCUUCCUCUCUUUCUGUCAUAUCCAUUCUCUUUGGAGUCGGAAUCUACAGCAUCUUGUCAUUGCAAGAUUGUUCACCAUCAAAGCCUGGAGCUGUAAUACCGUAUUCGCCGGCCCCAGUCAAAUACGUCAACAAAUGGCUAACCGGUGACCCGGACACCAAAAAGUUCAUGGGCAAACCUCGUCCUGAACUCGACCAAGCAUGGCACGACCUCCUUGACAGCACUCUGAUCAGGUACUCUGCCGAUGAGCUCUUCCUCGCCAACAAUGCUACCUCCGUCCAGCACAAAGAUGGUGGCUUCGUCGGUGGGCUGGGUAUUUCCCAUUCUUUGCAUUGCCUUAAACGACUGAAGCAAUACAUUCACCCAGAGUACUACUACAACCAUGAGACGCAAGACUGGGAUGAGCUCUACUCACAUGCCGACCACUGUCUCGAGUCUUUGCGUCAGGAAAUCCUGUGUAACGCCGAUGUGAACAUCUACACAUUGAAGUGGACGCCGCACAGCCGAUUCAAGCCUACGGUAAAAGUGCCGCAGCCGCAUGCCUGUGUCGACUGGGAGGCCCUCCAUGACUGGAUGAAGGGAAGACAGGCUAGGUUGGAGGACAUGGUUGGUCCGCCCGACAGCUUGUUUGAGGGAAAGGACUCCAAGAAGAAAGAAAGUGCAAAGAGUGCGCAAGAAGGGUAAAGGAAGGGGGAUUGGGAAGCGAAAGAGGAAAGUAAAAGGGAGUGAAAUUACAUUGCAACGAAGACAAUGAUCGAAUAUUCUCUGGC